This is a messenger RNA of Triticum turgidum subsp. durum (durum wheat), 936 nucleotides long. The record is from the annotation of a GenBank genome assembly. Lineage: Eukaryota; Viridiplantae; Streptophyta; Magnoliopsida; Poales; Poaceae.
AUGGCGAUGGCGAAGGCCAAAUCCACCGCCCUCUCCGCCGCCGAAAAGUGCCGGAACAUCCUGGGCGCCAGUUGGGAAGCCCACCUCAACACCAUCAAAGCCGACGCCAAGGGAAGCAAGGGGGAGGUUUACACGUCGAGAGUGCACUACAUGGUCCAAAAGGGCAUGCCCUACUUGAUCGUGCCCGAGAACGACAUGCACAACAUUAACAUUAUAAUCGACGAGCGGGGUUCUCUCUCGGUGUCCAGUCCAGUCCCAGGUCGCCUUGCCAGCUUGCUCAAGUCACUCAACAAGUUGCCUCCCCGGGUUGCUAUGACCGGCGAUGUCCUGCGCAUGAAGGAGACAAAGGUUCCAGUUAUAGCUGAGAGCCUUAAGAAAGCUAUUCUGAAGGAACAUAAAGCUGCUAGCGAAGCUACUUAUGGGGUUUCAACGGUAUUGUCUUCCGCAAGUGCUACUUGUAGGUCGCGCAGUGAAGGUCUCCUUAGCUUACUCAAUGAAGAGAGCUCCUACAAUAUCUUGAAGUUUGAAAUUGGCUCGUGUGUCUUCAUAGAUUCAUUGGGGAGCAGCCAUAAUAUCGAAUUGGAUACUUUUGAACCACCAAAAGCCGACCUGCUAUUGCCAUUCUCUUCGAGGCUUAUUGAUGGUAUCAACAGGAGUGACCCAAGGCGGAGAGCACUUAUACUUUUCUGUUUCGAGUAUUUUGAUGUGACUGCCAGAGAUGCACUCUUGCUCUCCGUUGAUCACCAUGGAUUUGAGGUGCUCGCCAGGGUUCCUGAAAGAGCUACCGCACCUGAUGUCCCUCAGCAGUACCAUUGGAAAGAGUUCAGGUUCACAUUCAAGGAAGCAGUCAAGGAUGUUGAAGACUUCUGCCGCAUGUUGGUUGAGCUAGAAGAAGAAGCUCUGCACAGCGUAAAGAGCUAUAGCGGAUUAGGUUGA